Molecule: messenger RNA, 4490 nt
Organism: Chroicocephalus ridibundus (black-headed gull)
Lineage: Eukaryota; Metazoa; Chordata; Aves; Charadriiformes; Laridae
Gene: C14H17orf58
Product: chromosome 14 C17orf58 homolog
Exons: 5
Coding region: 748-1431 (227 amino acids)
Molecular function (GO): protein binding
Source: RefSeq, a predicted model, not a curated record
GGGUCGCAUUAUUAUCCCCCCCGGACGCGCUGCGUUACUUUUAGCCGCGCCGCCCGCCGCUGCAGCGCCUGGGGCCGGUGGGGGAGACCCGGAGCCGAGCCAGCACCGCGCUACGCUGCUGGCCUCAGGUUCCCUCAGCCGCUCCCUCCGCAACCGCCGCCCUGUCAGCAGGACGCCGACACCGCGGCCCUUCCCAGGCGCCACGGAGCCCGCGGCCGCCACCGCCCUCCUUCCCGCGGGGAUCCUGAGGCAGCCGAGCGCCUCCGCCCGCCGCCCGUCUCUGGCGUGAGGCAGCCGGAGCGGGGAUCGCCUGUGGCAGCCGCAGGAUCCCUGCCCUAUGCUGAGAAAGCCAGUCAGACUCUCAGCAAAGAUGCUUAUAGUUCAGCAGCGGCUGCGCCUGGUCACCUCAAACUGCCCGCCUGGGGCACCAGCAGCGCCAGGGAGAAUCACACGGAACGCCGGUUUCUGUCUCCCACCGACCUGCAGCAGCCAAAACCUCCCGAAAUCACCUCCCUCUCAUCAGACAAAAAGAAACGCACCAAGCCUUCUCUAGAAAACAGCACGGGGCUGAGGAAACACCUCUUGCAGUACGGAGGGGCCCUGCCCCUGGAGAGCCCGACUGAGGGGCCUUCUCCCGCCUCCUUUGACUUCAACGAGGCAAACAGAAAGCACACGGACAGACGGCUGGCCGAGGCUGCCAACAGCGUGUCGGCUCACUUCCAUCACACAGCAUCUUCCUACCAAAAGAUGACAUCCUUAGUGGAGGCUUAUCCUUUUCCAGACUCUGGAGCAGUGGAGUCAGAUGAUCCUAACACGCUGGAUCACUUGAACCGACCAUACAAGAUAAUGCCCUAUAAACACACUGAUCCCUUCAAGAAGGUCACCAAACCCUCCUGGGUCACCAACCGCCAGUCAUCCAGCUUGCCGUACCACUUCAGCACGCUGAAGAAAGCCUAUGCGCCUGUUCUAGAUGGCGAUAAGGAGAAGGCAUGUCUGACCGAGUGCAGGAAAGAGAGAGACGAAGUGGAGGCCUACUGCGCGAGUGAAUUCGCAGUGAAUGGAAUUGUUUAUAACAUGGAGAGACUGGGGAAUGGAGUCCACUUGAUUACGCUUUUGGUAAACAGCGAUGGAUUAUACAAGAUGAGUCACCUGUAUAUUACUCCUGAUGGCUUCUUCUUUCGAGUUCACAUUCUAGUUGUGGAUACUUUAAACUGCAGUAAACCAUGUCUGGACUUUAAACUUGGCAGCAGAUACAUUGUGAUGGGUCAGAUCUACCACAAGAGACGACAGAUCCCUGCGAACCUGCUGCAGUUCCUGCGCGGGCGCCUGAGGCCAGGGGACGGCUUGCUUGGAAGCAGCAGCAGCUACGUCAAGAGAUUCAACAGGAAAAGGAAUCGCCAAGUGCAAGCGGCUCACACUAAAUGUAGCUAAGACUCCAGUAAUCUCCGUCUGAGGCACGGGCAGCAGCAGAAUUCACCUCCCAGAACAAACACGCUACAGGCACGUUUUGACUAGGUACCCAGAUAUUGUGAAGUUCAGCACAAAAAUCAGUUUAGGGAAUGUUAACUGGUCAUAAAUUUGCUCCAGCAGUUGUGAGAGACAGAGGUUAUUAUUGUCUCCCCUGCUGGAACGUACCCGAUAAUCUGUAAUAACUGUAAGGUAAAACUCCGGAGGCAUUGUUCCAGGUACACGAGAAGUAACUGCACUUUCAAACCCUUAACCUUAAACAAGUGUUAGACGAUGCCAUCUAACCGUAGCUUUAUCUAUAGAGGGUGGUCAUCGCGUUUUCAUACAAUUCUGCCUGAAGUAUUUCAUGCAUUUGCUUCAAAAGAAAUCAACAAAACUAAGUAUCGCUUGUAUUGUUUUGGUAUCCUCAAACAUGUCCACACUACUUUUCAAAAUCACGUCAUUCUUCAAACAGAGCUGUAUUUUCACAUGAAGCGUACAAAAUAGCUAUGUAAUUAUUUGAGUAUAUGAAUACACUAACCGAAAGCAAAUCAUGUAACUGCACAACACAAAUGCCCAAUUAGGCUUACAAAUAACGGCACGAGUUCAUGCCAAGGAAUGCAAAAUAAGCAUGGAAUUGCACGCACAUUUUGUAUGCCUGGUUACACCGUCAGUUCCUUAAAAGUUCAGCCCUAGAACUGUGGACAGAACGUCAUUUUCACAUGAGAAAUAUUACCAAGUUUGUACGUGCACAUCAGUAAAGUUACUUUUUGAAUCAAAGAUACAAUCUUGUACUACCUUUAGUGUGGUGGGAUGUAAGAACCUAUGAAACAUCUGCAAAGGGGGUCUUACUGCUGGCUGUUCCAAGAGUCGAUGUUCACAGACGCUGUCUUCAGAAGAAACCCCUAAAAUGUUCAUGCGGUUCUGGGUUCGGUUUCCUGGGUUCUGAAAGAUCCCACAGGAUUACGCAGUGAUGUUAAAUAAUGGCAUCUCCUUGUUUGACGAGUUGGCUGGGGAUUUUAAGGUACGUAUUUAUAUAAAAAAAGGGAAAUGCAGUCUAGCUGAAUAUACGUAGAGUGCUAUAUAUGAUGGGACCUGGGACAGGAAGCAGCGGCUUUUAAAAGCAUUUUCUGUUUUGAAGCAAAGGGAGUUCUAACACCUCGUACACGUCUACAGCUCGAUUCAGUGUCACCGAAAACCUAUGGAGUGGCGGAUGGGCGGUAAGGCACACGGGAUGAAGUAUUUCUCGAUAUAGAAUAGGAGCCAAAUACCAAGAACAAACAUGAUGUAUUUCGGGACCCAGAAGGCUGUUGCUGUAGGACAAAUGUACUCAUAGCUCGUGUCCGUCUGAAAACUGUCUCGCUUUUGUUAGGUGGAAGAUUUCGCACGGAGCGCAGCAUACAGAGAUGGAAUCUUCCUGAGAUUUUGAGGGGGCUUUUGAUUUGGCAGAAGGACUGUUCCUGGCAAUGAAUCAAAGCGCUGGGGUGGACGGGGAGGGACAGGAGGAGGAAGGAGGAAGGGUUAUACAUGUGCAUCUCAAGUUUCUUUGUUUCUAUUUUCGACUGAAGACCAGGGACUAACCAGCAAGUCCUACAGUCAGCCAUUUACCCAGAACAGCAAUUAAACACCCUUCCCCACCCCCAAGACAUUACUGUAAUCUAAAACAGGCAAAGCGUGGGUACAAAAAUAACAUCCAUGGCUAGAUCUCGUUUUGAUUGUCUCUCGGAAGAGAUCAGUAGUAGAGCAGUGCUAAUGACAUCGAAAACCCGAGUGAAACGCCAGAACCGACACACGAGAUGCGCACCCCUCUCAGAUACAGCUAUUGCUCUAGAAACAGGCCUGAAGAGCAAUUCAUUCUGUGCUCUCUUUUUGCGUUACAAAGUCAUCUUACCUUUCCUUUCCUGCUUGGAAGAUCACUCCUGAAAAUGCGAUCGCAACAGCUGAGCCCUGAGCCACUGUAUUUCACGGCCCAACUGAAAUACAGCUGGAGCAGGAGCGUUAACGCCUGUUCCUACCAGGCUUAUCGGAUGCUAAUUAACACACUCAAGAAAAAAAAUUCCUGGAUCAAGUGGAUUUCCACAGUCUCGCACUCGCCAUUACAAAAACCUCACAGCAUUUACGACACUGGUAAGAUGGCACUUCGAUCAAUAGCUGCCUCUGUAAUUUUGAUACCCUAUAGUUCAUUUUUUGAUGCCUUACAUCAUUUUUUCCCCAGCAGAAUAAGCAUGAAAAUUCUGCAGCCAAUACCCAGAGAUCCAGGUGUACAGGAAUAUUGUUGUCUUCCUGGGGUUAACUCAAGGCUUGUGGGUAAGCCAAAUGUUUUAUUCUGCUUUAAAUCCCAUUAACUUUCACAGGAACUAAAUCUAGACCAAGGAUAAUUGCUUCAAAUUUGUUUGAGGAGACAAAAGACAAUCAAGUUGGUAUAGCUCACAUUACCAAAAUCUGAAUUACAAUAUAUGACCAUUUUGAAACAAACGUUGCAAAAAUUUAUAAAAAUACAAAGAGGAGAACGACUGAACAGAGAUCACAAAUCCUAUGAAUUUACCGUGCUUUUAAGGAAGGCGGGCAUUAAUUAUAAGACUGCUAUAUUUUCAGUAACACAAAUAAACUAUUAAAGAAAACCAGUAAUAAAUCAAGAAAAGUACCUCGACCUACUCAACGGCAACUGAAAACACUAAAAAAGGCUCUCGGCACGAUGAAAUGGCAGGUAUGCGUUAUUUCCCUGAUCAACCUGACUCCCUGGCAAUUAUCUAUAAUCUGGCAAAGCCAAGACCUGCACACAAUUAACAUUAUCAAAUGUUUCAUUAGAAACACCACCAAAUCACUGUCAAACACGUUACUUUAUUUGUCUAGGAUGAUGUGUCCUAUAAGGUACAAAAAAGUACUCUUCAGUUUGCCACAAUUUGUUAAAAACAUAGCGAUCUAUUGCCUACAGGUAGGAAAGUUUUAAAUGAUGUCAUAUAUGUAUUUAUAUAUGAAUAAAUAGUACAGAAAUACUGUGAAGUUUUGACGAGAUGCAGGAUAUGUUCAAAUGCUGUUAAAAG